Hymenoscyphus albidus is the source of this 1877-nucleotide messenger RNA. The record is from the annotation of a GenBank genome assembly. Lineage: Eukaryota; Fungi; Ascomycota; Leotiomycetes; Helotiales; Helotiaceae.
AUUCGUGAUGCUGCCAAUCAUUUUCCCGUGAUAUCAAAGUGCUUGAAUAUCACAUUAAGAUUCUCAGCAUGAUGUGGAGUUUCUUCAUCAUUUAAAGGCAUCAGUUCCCAACAUGUGGAAUCGUUCAAGACGCUGGGAAAUGACAUGAAGAUAUAUUCCCGAGGCAAAACCAUGCCAAUGGCCAUGACCUCCAACCUGCGCCUCAGCACAAUUCUCAAACCUCCAUAUCCGCCGCCCCGCCUCCCAUCAAAGGCUGUUCGGGCCAUGGCCACGCCACGAUUCCACGAAGUCAUGAAUCCGCCCUGAAGUUGAGAAUCUGCAGUUGAGCACUGAGCAAAGACAUCGUCCCCUGAAAAAGGCACCGCAGCCACGGCCCAGCGACUCCCAGCACCCACGGGCAUGCGAGGGAUGUCGAAAAGAUCUCGUAUCCGCCCGGGAAAACCGCGUCGUGGACCCCACCGUCCCCUGCAACAUCGUGAGCUCAAUCAUGGGUCUAAAGCCGUGCAUUACAUCUUCGCAUCGAAAUAGAAGCACUUCACCAAAUGAAUUCCAACACUAUUGAUUAUUGCGAUGACCAACGACACCCGAUCUUCCAUCCAACGAAGAUCUCCAAUCUACAACGUAAAACGAUGAACCGGAAGACAUCAUCCCAUCGCAUCGCCAACACGCCUUUACCAUCGACCACCCAAUCAGCCCACAGCAGCGCAGCGCAGAGACGCUUUGAUGCUACCCCACAGACACCAAAGAGGAGAUGAACGACAUGAAAAGGCUAAGGGCAAAUUUUACUUUUUUGGUUUGCACGCAGGCACGCAGGCACGCCCUCCAGAUCCGUCCGCCAGGUCCGUCCCAAAGAGCAAUGAUCAAUUCCCCAAGCUUCAACUGGUCCCCGACCCAGGGGGUAAGUUUGUACCAAGUAGGUAGCCUAUGCUAUUAUGCCCAAAGCGUAGCGAGACGGCGGUGCUCAAAAGGUGGUUGGAUCUUUCUCGUCUUCUCCUGCGUCCUUUCCGUUUCUCUCCCUCUCUCUCUUGUCCUCGUUCGUGCCUCACCGACGUUGCUGCUCACCUGAACUCGUCCGUCCCUUCCUUUGCUCCGUUUCCCUUCUAUCGAGGCUUUCUACCUUCUAGCCACUCAUCGCCGGUCGCCAAUUCUUGUAUAUACCCGUCAAAUACCGUACAGCCAACCAUCCAACCAUCUAUUCAUCACUCUCCUUUACGCUCCGUAUACAUACAUUAAACCACACAAUUAAAACCACACAAAUAUAUACAUAACAUCCAUCCUCCGAAUACCCCAAUCCACUCCCUACCAACCAAACCAACCACCACCCACCCAUCAAAAUGUUCCACAACACCCACCUCACCCGCGAGCGACACAACGCCAUCAUCUUCCAAUACCCCCCACCACGAACCCCCCGCCGCAUGGCCUCCAACUACUCCCUCUCCAGCGCCUCGAGUCCCACCAACAGCGCUCUCUCCUCGCCCUCAACAUCCGCACCCAUGUCCUCGCUCUCCGUCCCCUCGCCCACCACUUCCACCCCAACCACUGCCAAAGAAGCACCGCAGAAAUCAGGAUACCUCGCGGAUCUGAUGGCCGAGGACUUGAGGAAGAAACCGUCCAGUGAGAAGCUGUAUGGGCGAAAUGCGAGCCAGGAACGUUUUGGGGGGAGUGUGCAUGGGAUUGGGAAGAGGUUUGAGGCUGCUGAGGUAUGUUGAUUUUUUUGAUACUGAGAGGAAGGGAUGCUAUCCACUUGAAACUGUGAUCUCCGCUUGCGAGAAGAACCAUUGUGAAGCAGGUAUUUUUCAUGGAAGGAACACAUGCUAACAUGUUCUGCUUUCCAGUCGGCACUCAAAGAAAAACGUUCGUUCAACAACCUAAAGUAA